AUGCGAAUCAGACAGGUCGAAGUGGAGGCAAAUGCGGUGAUGGUGUCAUUUGGCGUGAUCUCAUUGUUCACCUCCAUCCCACCCGCGCUGGCUAUCGACACUAUUGAUGACUUUCUCCUGGAAAAUUAUGAUGAGACCGACCUACAGCUCAAACGAGCCCACAUCAUCGAGCUCCUAGAACUGUGUCUCAAGGCCUUCUUUAUAUUCAACGACCAAAUCUACGUGCAAAAGAAGGGAAUACCGAUGGGCUCGCCUCUGUCUAAACUAAUUGCCCAAGCAGAGUUGCAGAGGCUCGAGAAGCUGGUCUUCAGCUCGUAUACUCCGAAGUUCUGGGCCAGAUACGUCGAUGACACGUUCGUUGUAGUUCAGAAGAUGAAGAUGCGAUCACUGGAACAAGAAAUUUAUUGGCCUGACGUUUCGGAUCCUCACUAAAAUCCAUCAUCAGUGGCAUUCGCAGAUAAAGGUGAUGGUGGCACCAGGAGUGCAGUAUUUAUAGCACGUGGCUGCCGUUUGAUCGUAUGCGCACUGCAAUUAACACUUCUCGCAAUCACCGCUGGGGUCGUAAUUGAUGCGGUGGAGGCUUGCCGGUCCGAGUCCGAGUCGCUGAUUGCCGUGAUUUCGUCAUCCGUGCUGGAUGCUGGUGUGACGAUUGCUCGGCAAACUGGUUCACUGUCAAUACGGAAUAUGGUACCGGGAGGUCAUUGUGUUUGUUGAUGGAUUGCGGGCCUGAGAACCAUGACUCGAGCAGCUCGCGGCUCACGAGGAUAUCACCCCUUGCGAGGAUUUCGGCCUCUUGAAAUUUGAAAAUAUGACCGGGUCCCGUCAAGUGUGCCGCCACUUUAGAGUUAGCGUCUCCCCGCCUCACUGCAGCUGCGUGCUCGGCAAUUCGCGUACGGAGUAAUCUCCCAGUUUCUCCGACAUAAUUGUUUUGUCCGCAACUACACCAGAUCCGGUAUACGACUCCAGACGUUUCCUGUCGUGGCAGCGGGUCCUUUGGCCUCAUGACUUAAUGCCUAAUGGCUGCUUCCGGCCUGUGUGCAACCCCAACUCCAAGUGCAGUGAGAAGACGACUGACGGCUUCCGAGACGUUCUUCACGUACGGAAGAGCCCGCCAAGAUUUGGGGCCGGUUGGAUUUGGUCUCUGGCGGCCUUUUCAUAUGCACUGGUUGACAAAGUUGCGCGGGUAACCAUUGGCUCUCAUUACCGGUCGAAGAUAUUGCAAUUCGGCAACCUUGUCUUCCAUUUCACUGCAGUGCGUCUCAACGCGCCGGUAUAGCGCCCUUACGCAACUGCUUUUGUGACUGGUCGUGUGGUUGCUAUUGAAGUUCAGUAUUUGCGUCGUAUUUGUCGCUUUCCUGAACACUUUGGUUUUUAGGCCACCACAAUCUUUGCGGCAGACGAGGACAUCCAGGAAGGCCAGCUGAUUGUUUUCCUCCUCCUCCAUCGUAAAUUGGAUGUCCGGGAAGAAGGCGUUGAGUUGUUCUUUGAACGUCAGCACCUGAUCCCGUUCGAUGACGACGAAGGUGUCAUCCACAUACCGAGCCCAACCGUUGAAGGACCGCCUCGGCUAUGA
This is a messenger RNA of Spirometra erinaceieuropaei, 1573 nucleotides long. NCBI's taxonomy places the organism in Eukaryota, Metazoa, Platyhelminthes, Cestoda, Diphyllobothriidea, Diphyllobothriidae. The record is from the annotation of a GenBank genome assembly.